This is a messenger RNA of Rotaria sordida, 501 nucleotides long. The record is from the annotation of a GenBank genome assembly. NCBI's taxonomy places the organism in Eukaryota, Metazoa, Rotifera, Eurotatoria, Philodinida, Philodinidae.
AUGGCUCGCUCAAAAUGUUUCUUUGAUGUUAAUGUUGAAGACAAACCAUUGGGACGCAUUAUAUUUCAACUCUAUAAUGAUGUUGUACCAAAAACAGCUGAAAAUUUUCGAGCUUUAUGUACAGGUGAAAGAGGUUUUGGAUAUAAAGAUUCAACUUUUCACCGGAUAAUUCCACAAUUUAUGUUACAAGGUGGAGAUUUUGAACGACAUAAUGGUACUGGUGGACGUAGUAUUUAUGGGGGUAAAUUUGAAGAUGAAAAUUUUCAACUUAAACAUGCGAAAGAAGGUUUACUUUCAAUGGCUAAUGCUGGUCCCAAUACAAAUGGUUCGCAAUUUUUUAUUACAACAGUAGCAACACCAUGGCUUGAUAGCAAACAUGUCGUCUUUGGUGAAGUUACUGAUGGAAUGGAUGUUGUCCGAAAAAUUGAAGGUUUAGGUUCACCAUCGGGCAAAACACAAAAAAGAAUUACAAUCGCUAGCUGUGGAGAAUUAGAUCGUUAA